AUGGUGACUAGACAGCAAACGGGCAAGCUCAAACCGCAAACUCCAUGGUCUCCAAAGUUAAAUAAUGUGACUGCUUCUUUCUCAGUACCUAGUUGCUAUACUCAAGCUGUCAAAGAUCCAAAUUGGCGUGAUGCCAUGAUUCAAGAGCUUAAUGCUUUAAUUCAAGCCGGAACUUGGAAAUUCGUCCCUCGGGACAAGGCACAGAAUAUAGUUGGUUGUAAAUGGGUGUUCAGAGUUAAACAGAAAUCUAAUGGCAGUAUUGAUAGAUAUAAGGCUUGCCUUGUUGCUAAAGGAUAUCAUUAA
Molecule: messenger RNA, 303 nt
Organism: Manihot esculenta (cassava)
Lineage: Eukaryota; Viridiplantae; Streptophyta; Magnoliopsida; Malpighiales; Euphorbiaceae
Exons: 1
Coding region: 1-303 (100 amino acids)
Source: RefSeq, a predicted model, not a curated record